AUGGAGGUGAACUGUGAGGAGUUGGAGAAAGUACUUGUCGGAUCUGACCCUGAGAGGUUUUUUCAAAUUGGUUCGGAAUUGCCGCCCCAAGAGAAGUCGGCGUUGACUGCCUUCCUCCGACAGAAUUCAAACGUGUUUGCUUGGGACCCCUAUGAGACCCCCGGGGUCGACCCAGACUUCAUCUGCCACCGCCUUAACGUGAACCCGGCCAUAACACCUAAAAGGCAAGCCCCUCGACAACCGUCGAAAGAACAUACUGACGCCGUGAUAGAAGAGGUCACAAGAUUGAAGAAAGCAGGGGCUAUUAAAGAGGUCUUCUAUCCCGAGUGGUUGGCUAACACGGUAGUGAUGGGUAAAAACAUUGAAGUGUACAUAGACGACAUGGUGGUUAAAAGUAAGUUGGCUCCCAACCAUAUUGACGACCUUGGCAACGUUUUUCAAAUACUAAGAAAAGGCAUUGAGGCUAACCCCGACCAAAUAAGAGCCAUCCAUAACUUGCAGCCUCCUCGGAACCCUAAAGAAGUCCAGAAGCUUACUGGUAUGAUAGCAGCUUUAAACCGUUUUAUCUCGCGCUUAGCAGAUAGAUGCAAGCCAUUCUUUCUCCUAUUACACAAGUGGAAAGGAUUUGAGUGGAAUGAAGACUGCGCUGUAGCUUUCCAACAAUUAAAGGAGAACCUCGCCCGACCACCAAUUAUGUCCAGUCCAAAUGCCGACGAGGUUUUGUUUGCCUACAUUGCGGUAGCCUCGCAUGCGGUGAGCUUGGUGCUAAUCCGAGAAGACAACGGCACACAGCGACCAGUCUAUUACGUUAGUAAAUCACUGCAGGAGGCAGAAACACGUUAUCUUCCCCUCGAGAAGGCUAUCUUGGCUAUCGUGCAGGCCACGCGAAAGCUUCCACACUACUUUCAAGCACACACUGUGAUGGUGCUGACACAACUCCCCAUAAAGUCUGUCCUACGCAGCGCCGAUUACACAAGCAGAAUUGCAAAGUGGGGAACGAUCUUGGGCGCUUUCGAUAUUAGGUACAUGCCUCGUACUGCUGUAAAGGGCCAGGUCCUUGCCAACCUAAUAGCAGAGUUUGCGGAGCCCACGCUAGAGGAACAAAACGUGGCGGGACCUCUAGGGGCUGAUGAGAAGAUGAUCAGCACGGUCUCCCAGCAUGAAAACACCUGGUGGAAAGCGCACGUCGAUGGCGCAGCGAACCAAAGGGGCUCCGGGUUAGGACUUGUCCUGCUCUCACCUGAAGGGAUAACCAUAGAGAAGUCAUUGAGACUCGGGUUUUCAGCCACGAAUAACGAAGCCGAAUAUGAGGCGCUAUUGGAAGGAAUGGGAAUGAUCCGGAAGUUGGGGGGAAAAUCCGUAGACAUGUUCUCGGAUUCAAGACUUAUUGUGGGGCAGAUAAAUGGGGACAUGGAAGCAAAGGACGAAAGAAUGCAAGAGUAUCUAGUUCGGGUUAAGAACCUGCAGACCCAAUUUCAUCACUUCCGCCUGACGCACGUACCCAGAAGUGGGAACACUCAUGCUGAUUCUCUCGCGACGUUGGCUACCUCCUCGGCUCAACCCCUACCUCGAGUCAUUCUGGUAGAAGAGGUCCUCCGUCCAUCAACAGAAAGGGCCAAUGGGAUUGGAAUACAUAACAUCAGGGCAGGACCGAGCUGGAUGGACCCUAUCAUUCUGUACUUAAAGCAUGACACCUUGCCAGAUGAUAAGGUUGAGGCUGGCAAAAUCAGGAGAAAGUCUACUCGAUUCUGGUUAUCGGAGGACUCCAAGCUUUACAGACGCUCGUUUUCAGGGCCGUAUUUGCUAUGUGUGCACCCAAAGGCUGCAUAA
This is a messenger RNA of Quercus lobata, 1830 nucleotides long. RefSeq lists its product as uncharacterized. The transcript has 3 exons. Bases 1 to 1830 code for a protein of 609 amino acids. Lineage: Eukaryota; Viridiplantae; Streptophyta; Magnoliopsida; Fagales; Fagaceae. Gene Ontology annotation, molecular function: nucleic acid binding; RNA-DNA hybrid ribonuclease activity. The record is from RefSeq and is a predicted model, not a curated record.